Messenger RNA from Asparagus officinalis (garden asparagus), 2760 nucleotides. Its product is annotated as chloride channel protein CLC-f. The transcript has 9 exons. The record is from RefSeq and is a predicted model, not a curated record. Gene Ontology annotation, cellular component: Golgi apparatus; membrane; chloroplast. Bases 174 to 2387 code for a protein of 737 amino acids. Gene Ontology annotation, molecular function: voltage-gated chloride channel activity. Lineage: Eukaryota; Viridiplantae; Streptophyta; Magnoliopsida; Asparagales; Asparagaceae. Gene Ontology annotation, biological process: transmembrane transport; chloride transport.
CUCAGACUCUCAAGCAUUCCACUUCUUCAUCUCUCACGAACAAACAAAAUAUUGUUCAAUUUAUUUCCCCGCUUCCUUUCGAAGCAAUCGCCAACUACUAGAUCCCUCCGAUUUCAUCUCGAUCGAAAACCUAGGGUUUUCUAAACUCUCCCCUUCUCCUCCAUCUCAGAUCCAUGUCAGGCCCCCCCGACGACGAGGAUCACAAAUCCCUCCUUAGAUCUACGCUUCCUUCUUCAUCCGAACCCGAUCUCGAGGCGCAGCCGUCGUCGUCGCCGAAGAGGAGCGGGAUCGGCGAUCUCUUGAGGCAACUAGAUCGGGGCUUAUCGGGGAGGAGAUUGAACAGAAGGCAGUCGGAUCGAGGGCCAUCGCCGUCGCCGGUCGAUGAGCGGUUGAACCAAGACGCUUUGGCCGAUGGAGCGCCGCCGGAGUGGGCGUUGCUGUUGGUUGGUUGCCUUCUUGGGCUCGCCACUGGGCUUUGUGUCGCUGCGUUUAACCGUGGGGUUCAUGUAAUCCAUGAAUGGGCUUGGGCAGGUACCCCGAAUGAGGGUGCUGCUUGGCUCCGAUUACAAAGACUGGCAGACACUUGGCACAGGAUACUUUUAAUUCCCGUGACAGGAGGAGUGGUAGUAGGGAUGAUGCACGGAUUAGUUGAAAUCUUUGAGCAGAUAAGGCAGUCAAGAUCCUCACAAAGGCAAAGUAUUGACUUGUUGGCAGGAAUUUUCCCUACGAUAAAGGCCAUCCAAGCUGCUGUGACUUUAGGUACUGGUUGCUCCUUAGGUCCUGAGGGUCCAAGUGUUGACAUUGGCAAAUCAUGUGCAAUUGGUUGCUCGGAGAUGAUGGAGAACAAUCGAGAGAGGAGGAUUGCUCUCGUUGCAGCUGGUUCAGCUGCUGGAAUUGCUUCAGGGUUUAAUGCUGCUGUUGCUGGGUGUUUCUUUGCCAUUGAAACUGUAUUGAGGCCACUUAGAGCAGAAAACUCACCUCCAUUUACCACUGCUAUGAUAAUUUUGGCAUCUGUUAUAUCAUCUACUGUCUCAAAUGUUUUACUCGGUGAAAGGCCAGCUUUUAUUGUGCCGACGUAUGAUCUAAAAUCUGCUGCCGAAUUGCCAUUGUACCUCAUCCUCGGUAUGUUGUGCGGGGUAGUAAGUGUGGCUUUUAGUCGGUUGGUGACUUGGUUCACAAAAUUCUUUGAAUACAUAAAGGAAAGGUUUGGUCUCCCUGGUGUUGUAUGCCCCGCUUUGGGUGGUUUAGGUGCUGGCAUGAUUGCGCUGAAGUAUCCUGGAGUGUUGUACUGGGGUUUUACCAAUGUUGAAGAGAUCCUGCAUACAGGGAAGACUGCUUCAGCCCCUGGUAUCUGGCUAUUAGCUCAGCUAGCUGGGGCAAAAGUUGUAGCUACUGCUCUGUGCAAAGGUUCUGGACUUGUAGGCGGUCUUUAUGCUCCAAGCUUAAUGAUUGGUGCUGCAGUUGGUGCUGUCUUUGGAGGUUCUGCUGCAGAAUUAAUAAAUUCAGCAAUUCCGGGAAAUGCUGCUGUUGCUCAGCCACAGGCCUAUGCACUUGUUGGAAUGGCUGCUACCCUAGCAUCAGUUUGUUCAGUUCCAUUAACCUCAGUGCUACUACUGUUUGAGCUUACAAAGGACUACCGAAUUUUGCUUCCGUUGAUGGGUGCUGUGGGUUUAGCGAUAUGGGUACCUUCAGUAGUAAAUGAACCCAAGGCCAAUGAUGCUGUUGAGACAAAGGCUGCCCGUGGUUAUUCUUCACUUUCUGCUGAGGAUAAAAGUGACGCAAUGUGGAGACAUCCAGAUGGUAGAAUUGACCUUGAACUCUCUGUUCUAGAAAAUGAUGCUCACCACUAUGGAUUAAUUAGUGAGGAGGCACUUCUGGAUGACCUAAAGGUGUCUCAAGCCAUGUCGACAAAUUUUGUUAAAGUUCCAUCGACUGUGAUGUUGAAAGAGGUUAUGGAUCUCAUGCAUGAUAAACAGCAGAAUUGUGUCCUUGUUGUUGAUGCUGAAGAUUUUCUGGAGGGAAUUCUCACUCUAGGUGACAUAAGGAGGAGAGGGUUCAAUCUUGGGGAUUCUGCAAUCUUUGAUGUGAAUACAUGUUCAAUUUCAUCAUACUUUACCCGGGGCUUCCAGUAUCGAGGUGGCAAACGUGGACUUGUAACUUGUUUUACAGACACAGAUUUGACAACGGCAAAGGAGCUUAUGGAGGCUAAAGGAGUAAAACAAUUACCAGUUGUCAAGCGUGGUGGGCAUCCUAGGAAGCGUAAACUUAUAGCUCUUCUUCAUUAUGAAUCAAUUGGGCGCUAUCUUCGUGAGGAAUUGGAGCGCAAGAAAACUAUUUACCAACAGAGGAGAGAAAACUUUCCAGAAAUUACUACAAAUGGACACUAACAAGAUGCAGCAACAUGAGAAUUGGUUGUGCGCUGCCUGAUAAGGAGAGGCAGUUCCAAGUGGGUGUAUAUUUACCUUGCAGCUGCAUCUCAAAAUUCCGUUACAAGAGGAUGCUUCCAUUUAAUACGGGUACAAGAAAGUAGGAAAAGAUAGAAUACAAACUGGAAGACUCUCCAGCAUCUUCGAUCUUUAAGGUAUAGCCAUGAUGUUUUUGAUGUUCUUCCUAAUCAUGACUGCACAGUUUUUGUAUCUAUUUGUGAAAGUAUAGAAGACAAAGAGGGGCUAACGAGACCCCCAGCACUGUAACAUGAUUCGUAAUCCGUAUGCUCACCACCAAUACAGGCUUUAAGAGAAAAAUAUCUAGUUAUGUGGA